This is a messenger RNA of Capsicum annuum, 1038 nucleotides long. RefSeq lists its product as uncharacterized. The record is from RefSeq and is a predicted model, not a curated record. NCBI's taxonomy places the organism in Eukaryota, Viridiplantae, Streptophyta, Magnoliopsida, Solanales, Solanaceae. The transcript has 4 exons. Bases 1 to 1038 code for a protein of 345 amino acids.
AUGAAUGUCAAUCCUUUUGCGCAAUUCUUUCGCCAGCUAAAAGAUUAUUCAAGUUUUCAGAAUUUAGAAAUUUGGAUUGCUUCCAAUGCUAAACUAGAUCAACGUGUCUACAACAAACUAUCCGUAGAUCAAAUUGUUGGUAUUUGGAUAGAUAGAAACAACCCCAAUGUGCCAUUUGAUCGAGAGAUUAUUGUUCAUGAGCAUUCAGGCAAUAUGCAUAGAGUUAAACAUUAUUAUGGUUGUUAUGACCCACUUCAAUGUCCUUUACUUUUUCCAAAUGGUGAACCAUGUUUGACAAUGAGCAACAAGGUGUACGACAAGGAGGUAAACAUUGUGUCUCUUGUAGAGAAUACUAUUGCUAUAAACUACAAAUAUGCAAACAAGACAGCACAUAUCCUAGCUGGAGAAAUCAGAGGAGCUAAAGUUGGUCAAAGAGUAGUACUUCCUACAUCAUUCAUCAGAGGUCCUAGGGACAUAUGUCGCAGAUAUAUAGAUGCAAUGGCUUUGGUUCAACAUUUUGGAAAACCAAAUCUAUUUAUCACAAUGACAUAUAAUCUCAAUUGGGUGGACAUCAAAGAAAAUUUAAUUAAAGGACAACUUCCUCAAGACAGACCUGAUUUAGUGACUAGAGUCUUUAGAGCAAAGUUACAGGAUUUAAAAGAUCAAAUCUUUAAGAAAAAGAUAUUUGGUUCCGUUGCAGCAAAUGUUUUUGUGGUUGAAUUUCAGAAAAGAGGACUACCACACAUACACCUUCUGUUAAUACUUGAACAAGGAUACAAGAUAACAUCACUAGAUGAUUAUGACAAGUUUAUUUCUACUGAACUUCCUGACAAAGAAAAAUUUCCAAUCUUACAUGGUUUGGUUGUCAAGCAUAUGAUGCAUGGUCCGUGCAAAAAAAAUCAUCCAGGAAAUUCAUGCAUGAAGGAUGGACAAUGCAAGAGUCAUUAUCCUCGGUCAUUUAAUAAUAAAUCAAAACAAGGAAAAGAUGGAUAUCCUAUUUAUAAGAGACGAAAUGAUGGAAAGAAGGAAAAAGUAUGA